AUGGCCUACUAUGAAAAAUGCAUUGAGACUGUGAUAGAGCAGCUUGACAAAUUUAAGCCUGAGAAGGACAAUCCUGAGCAGUUCCUGGAGUCAGUGUUCACCUCCUUACAGCAGACUCUGAGCCCCCAGAAGCUUGGGUUUGUUUUGGAGGUUCUGUCUGGCUGCCUUGAAUACCACAAGUUACUGACCAUCGUGGUGGACGCCUUCUAUGCACGGGAGGGCCGGCUCUGCCUGUGGUCUGACUACAGCCUCUUUGAGGUGAUCUGCUACCUGGCCACCUUCCAGCUGGGUGAGCUCGGCUUCCAGCUUUUCUGCAGCAUCAUCAAGUCCCAGCCUGUGGGUAAGAUCUGCAAGUUCCUCAGAUUCUUCUUUAACCCCUUGCACCUGUGCUCAUGGAUCAAAGACGAAUGGAGCCUCAUCUACGAAACGGCCCACGUGAUGGAGAACUGGAUCGACCCUCUGAUGAGAUGGGAGCCAGAGAUCCAGGAGCUGAUCAAACAACUGGAGGGAGUACCAACCGAUCAAAUUCCUGUUGUGAAGACCAAGGCCAAAGUCACAGUGCCCAAGGAAUUCAACCUGACUGUCCCAAGGCCCCGCGCCAUUACAAUGCCUGAGCCUGUCCCCACUAUGGCCAAGCCGAGACCUGUCCCUAAGAGUACCUAUCAGGAGCCCAAGGAGCAGAAACUUCUGCAGAUGAUCAAGACAUACAACCGCCGGACAGCUGAGGAGCUGCUGCUGAAAGCAAACAUGGAAGAGCUGCGGUGUGCCAUGCCCCGGGUGCAGCGGGAGCCGCAAGCACAGGACACGGAGAAGCAGCUGUGGCAUCAGUCUGUACCCCGCAUACACAGGACUCCAAAUCUGACCUUCUACAAGCCUAACAAUGUCCCAGUCAAGCUGAACACAGCCGCCAUCCUUCGAGAAGGGGCCUUAUACCAGCGGCAGGUGGAGAAGGAGCUGCAGAGAGUUGAUAAACUUGUGGAUGGAGCUGGAGACUUCUCUGUGUUCCUUGAGUGGCAGAAGAAGAUGCAGGCAAAGGACCUGGAGGAGCAGCUAGCUGCAGGCGAGUGCCGGCGGCUGCAGGGGAAGCUGAGCCACGAGGAGGCCAUCUUGGCCCGGAAGACCCUCAUGCAGGAAAACAAGCAGAAGGCUGACCGGCAGAAGGAAGAGUCGGCUGAGCUAAUGCUGCGGUGUGCUGAGAGGCGCCUCCAAGAGGAGAAGGCCAUGAAGGAGCUGGUGGAGCAGGUCACCGAGGCCCAGAAAAAUGUCAGGAUCGUCCAGAUGAAGCUGGUGAAGGGCCGGCAGCAGAUAGUUCAGGAGGUGAUAGAGGAGAGCCGGGAGCUGCUCCAGCGAAGCGCAAAAGAAGCCAAAGAGGAGCAGAAGCAGCGCUGUGAGCUCAUCGCCCAGCUCCGUGCGCUGGAGACACAGCCCACACGCAAGGAGAAGCUGGUGGACCUCACCCAGAUCCCAGGAUAUGGUCUGGAAGGUGAGAUGUCUGUUGUGGAACUUCGAGAACGGCUGGCCAUGCUCAAAGAGACCCAGAAGCGAGAGCAAGAUGAGAAGCGAGAUCAAAUCAUCCAGGGCAAACGAGCCAAAAGCCAGAUGAUACAGAACACAGUGGAGCAGAUCUCACUGUGCCGCGCAGCCAUGGGCAGGACCGCAGCCUUGAGGUGGGAGGAAAAGAAGGCCCAGGCUACAAGCCUGGGGACGCCCUCCCAGGACGAGCGUGUGCUGGAGCUGAAGCGCAAAAUGGAGGAGAGGGCAGCUGAACGCCGCAAGCAGACAGCACCGCAGCUCGUGUCACCACCCCGGGCCCCACGUCUAAAUCUGCGGUCGCAGGAGGAGGUGCAGCACUGGCUGGAGCUGGAUCAGAGCCGCGAGCGCAGGCUGCGGGCGAGGCAGGCGGCCCGCCGCACGUGCCACGCUGCUACCGCUGCUACCCGUCGUCUGGAGGCCUCCUGA
Apodemus sylvaticus (European woodmouse) is the source of this 1959-nucleotide messenger RNA. It is a transcript of the gene Cfap99, whose product is annotated as cilia and flagella associated protein 99. NCBI's taxonomy places the organism in Eukaryota, Metazoa, Chordata, Mammalia, Rodentia, Muridae. The transcript is spliced from 15 exons. Bases 1 to 1959 code for a protein of 652 amino acids. The record is from RefSeq and is a predicted model, not a curated record.